AGGACCGCUAGGGGCUGGAGCCGCGGGAAGCCUCCGCGCCGCUGGUCUCUAACUUGGCUGCCCGGGCGGGAAGGAGGCGCCCAGCCUCCUCUCAGCUGGCUUCUGCCUGGUCUGAUUGCCACACUGGCUGCAUGCACCUGUGCACCCCACAGAUGAGAGCGAUCUGGGCACCUUCUCUCCUACGGUGCAAUGAAGCACCGUUUCUCUGCCCUGGUGUCGAGCCAGGUCUGACAGGUCUGACCAGUGCGGUCCUGCGUGGGUCCUGUCAUGUGUGCUUUAGGGACCUGGCGGGAGGUGCGGCUCCUCAUCCCACCUACAGGAAGUCCAACUGGAGGAAGGAGGCCAAACUCGGGGGGCGGGGCUCGGCGCUACUGCAAAGCCCAGACGCCCUGCGGCCCCCAGACUCGACCCCGCCGUAGACCCGGUUCUUCGGGUUCGCCGUGGUGCUGGGCAUUGUCUCCAUCGGAUGGCGAGCUCCCGCGGGGAUCCGGAGUCAGAGCCCGAGUCAGUGUUUCCUCGGGAGGUUGGGCUCUUUGCCGACUUUUACUCGGAGAGGAGCCGGUUCUGCUUCUGUGGGCACGUACUGAGCAUCAAGCAGACCUUUGGGUCCUGCCUCGGGGUGGCGGCGCGCGUGUGGGACGCGGCUCUGAGCCUGUGCAACUAUUUCGAGAGUCAAAAUGUGGAUUUUCGAGGAAAGAAAGUGAUCGAAUUGGGCGCGGGGACUGGCAUCGUGGGAAUCUUGGCAGCGCUGCAGGGGGGGGAUGUUACCAUCACUGACCUGCCUCUGGCCCUAGAGCAGAUCCAGGGCAACGUCCAAGCUAAUGUGCCAGCUGGAGGCCGGGCGCAGGUCCGUGCUUUAUCCUGGGGGAUUGACCAGCAUGUCUUUCCUGGAGACUAUGACCUGGUGCUGGGGGCUGAUAUCGUGUACCUGGAACCCACCUUCCCACUGCUGCUGGGGACCCUCCAACACCUGUGCGGGCCCCAUGGCACCAUCUAUCUGGCCUCCAAGAUGAGAGAGGAGCAUGGGACAGAGAAUUUCUUUCAGCACCUCCUGCCCCAGCACUUCCAACUGGAGCUGGCCCAGCGGGAUGAGGAUGAGAAUGUCAACAUAUAUAGAGCCAGGCACUGGGAAUCGAGACCUGUUUGAUGUCACCUCUCCUGUUCUCAGCCCUUUGUCCCAGUGAAGGAACUUCAUCUCUCCAAAGCUGUAACUUCAGAACCAUAACCAUAGGGACCCAAAAGGAUCACUUUCUCUCCCCUCUUUUUUUUUCUUCCUUCUUUAUUCCCUCAGAUAUUCGUGGGCAGAUACAAUGAGGUGCCUGCUUGCUGAGAUUCUUGGCAGUGCUGGCAUUACAGCACAAAGGAGGUUCCUGACUCCUGUUCUUAGAGAAGGACAGGAUAGUACCCGGUAAUUUUAGGAAUAAGGAAGUUAAAUAAGGUAUUUGAGCAGUGGCUCCAGUCUGUCCCUGAUGACAUCCAGUCCUGCUGUUGUCUAUACAGGAUACUUUUUUUUUUUUUGAGACAGAGUCUCACUAUGUAGUCCAGG
Molecule: messenger RNA, 1546 nt
Organism: Fukomys damarensis (Damara mole-rat)
Lineage: Eukaryota; Metazoa; Chordata; Mammalia; Rodentia; Bathyergidae
Gene: Eef1akmt3
Product: EEF1A lysine methyltransferase 3
Exons: 3
Coding region: 467-1147 (226 amino acids)
Biological process (GO): peptidyl-lysine methylation
Cellular component (GO): cytosol; cytoplasm
Molecular function (GO): protein-lysine N-methyltransferase activity
Source: RefSeq, a predicted model, not a curated record